Messenger RNA from Helianthus annuus (common sunflower), 1232 nucleotides. Its product is annotated as GDSL esterase/lipase At3g26430. The transcript is spliced from 2 exons. Lineage: Eukaryota; Viridiplantae; Streptophyta; Magnoliopsida; Asterales; Asteraceae. Gene Ontology annotation, molecular function: hydrolase activity, acting on ester bonds. Bases 82 to 747 code for a protein of 221 amino acids. The record is from RefSeq and is a predicted model, not a curated record.
AAACUCCACUUCUUUGAGUGGUUUGUAUUUACUUUCUAAACUGCAAAUAAUUCUCUCAGUGGGUUGAUCUUUGUGAUCAAAAUGGAACUGAUCUGUAAGCUACUAGUUUAUGUUACAUUAUUAUUUCCAAUCUCCAUAUUAUCUUUGCAGGAGUGUAAUUUUCCGGCAGUUUUUAACGUCGGUGAUUCGGGUUCCGAUACUGGUGCUUUAUUGUCGAUGUUUGGAGAACCUGCUGCUCCUCCGCCUAACGGCGAAACUUUCUUCCAUUCUUCUGCUGGCCGCGUUUGUGAUGGCCGUCUUCUAAUCGAUUUCAUAGCUGAAGGUGUAGGAGUACCUUAUCUUAGUGCAUUUCUAGAUUCAAUGGGUACAAACUUCACCCAUGGAGCCAAUUUUGCUACCGUCGGAUCCACAAUCCGACGCCAGAACACUACUAUUUUUCAAAGCGGGUAUAGCCCAAUUUCCUUGGAUAUCCAGUAUGCCCAAUUCUCCAAUUUCUUGAAAAGGUCCCAAAUAAUCCGUCGAAAAGGUACUCAUUCUUGCCUCGCUAACAGGAGUGACUUGUAUACAUCAUGCGUUAAAUGUAAUAAUACAUUCCCGGUCAUUGGUGCAGGAGGCGUCUUCAAGAACCUGUUCCCAGAAGAGUUCAAGUUUUCAAGCGCGUUGUACACAUUUGAUAUCGGUCACAACGAUCUCACCGCUGGUUAUCAACUUAAUAUGUCUCCUGGUUAUCAAUAUUCAAUUCAGUAAAGUCACUAAUAGCUUUUUCGAACUACAAGUCGAUCCGUUCAUCAACCAUCUCUAGUUUUCGUUUAAAGACAUGGACUGAAUUCUAACUCACAGGAUUUGUUGAUCCGUUCUUGGUGUGUUGUGGGCACGGAGGAAAGUACAACUUCAACAUUGCAAUGAGGUGCGGUUGGACCAAAAUGGUGAACGGUACAAAAACCAUGAUUGCAAAGUCUUGUGAAGACCCAUCAUCACGGAUCAUGUGGGACGGGCUUCACUUUACUGAGGUGGCUAAUAGAUGGAUUUACAAUCAGAUUGCUGACGGGGCGUACUCUGAUCCACCUAUACCACUAAAGACAGCUUGCCAUAGGAUGAUUUAAGGCGAUUGCAUAUAGUGAAUCCGCUGAUUAAACCACAAAACUAGCUAAGAAAGAACCUAACCAAACCAGACAAUGUGGUUCAGUUUUUAUGUACGUUAUUUGGUUGUGGUUCCGUUUAAAUAAUAAUGA